AAAGACUUCUUUCCUUCUUUUUUUUUUCAUUCACAUGGUCGAAUGCCAGCUGUUUUCUCCUCUUUUCUCCGUUCCCAUUUAUUAUCUCUGGAAGCUCACCAUUUCUGGCUUAUCUCGUAAUUUCCCGGCGAGUCUAACCGGCGUACUGGGCAAUUAGAUGUCUUCUUACUGGUGUUACCGGUGUACGAGGUUCGUCAGGGUCUUUGCCGACAACAGCGCGGUGUGUCCUUACUGCGACAGUGGAUUCAUCGAAGCCGUGGAGUCUGCGCCCGCGUCGCCGGAAUCCACCCCGCGACUCCCGACGUGGACCGACAGAUCCGAAGACGAUCGGAUUUCAAGCGGAGGUCCAGGAAGGAGCCGGCGGAAUAGGGGAGACAGGUAUCUGUUUAAUCCGGUUAUAGUUCUGCGGAAUCCGUCUGAAUCUGGACAAGACGAGGGCGAAGAUGGGGUAGAACGAAGCUACGAGCUCUUCUACGAUGACGGCGAAGGGUCGGGUCUCAGGCCUCUGCCGCCGACCAUGUCGGAGUUCUUAAUGGGCUCGGGCUUUGACCGUCUGCUAGAUCAACUGGCGCAGAUCGAGGUUAACGGUUUCGGCCGGCCGGAGAAUCCUCCGGCGUCCAAAUCGGCAAUUGAAUCGAUGCCGACCAUCCAGAUCGCACCCGCCCACAUAAACUCAGAUUCGCACUGCGCCGUUUGCAAAGACGCCUUCGUUCUCGCAUCCGAAGCUCGCGAGAUGCCCUGCAAACACAUAUACCAUCCAGAUUGCAUCCUCCCAUGGCUGUCAAUGCGCAAUUCUUGCCCCGUCUGCCGCCACGAGCUGCCCACCGACUCCACCGCCGACGAUCCCGCAUCCGAACAAGUCAACCACUCCCGAAGCGACGAAGAAGCAGUAGGCUUGACGAUCUGGAGGUUGCCGGGCGGGGGUUUCGCGGUGGGGAGAUUUUCCGGUGGGAGAAGGGGAGGGGAGAGAGAUCUUCCGGUAGUAUAUACCGAAAUGGACGGUGGAUUUAACAAUGGCGUCCCCAGAAGAAUUGCGUGGCGGUCGAGGAGACGAAACAGAAGAAGGGAUAAUCCCAAUGGAAUAGCUCGAGUUUUCAACAACUUCAUCUCUAUUUUCCGGAGAUCCAGAUCAACUUCCCAGUCAAUUUCCAUGAACACAACCAGUUCCCAGUCAUCCAUUUCGGAAUCAUCAUCGAUUUCUCGGAGCCGCAGCGUUUCGUCCACAUCAGUCUUCAGCAGGUACCUGAUGAGGAGGAACAGCAGGAGUCUGAUUCAGGAAGAAGAUCAAAAUGGAAUUUCCAGAUGGUAAUACAAAAUUUUCUGCACUAGAAGCAAGAAGAAAAAAAGGUAAAGUCACUAAAAACUUUGGCAUUGCAUUAAAGGAUGAGCCUUUGAAAAAGAAAAGAUCAGAAGACUCUCUCUCUGCUGCCUUGCAGGCCACAUCUUCUUCCCUCACGCUCCAGAACAGUGGUUUUCUUUCUUACCCCCUUUUUCUACUUCUUUCUCUGUGUCCAAUCCUUUUUUGCUUGCAACAUCAAUGUCCAACCCUCUCAGAAAUGUGGUCCCCUCCCGCCAUCUCGAGGAACGCAAAAUCAAGGGUGAUGAUUUUGCGGCCCUCCCCUGUUAAAGGACUACCGUCACGCUACGAAUGACAUCAAGGGUAAAACCGUCAUUGUCUCGUAAAGAACGAGCGUCUCGCAGACAAUAACAGACAAUGCCAUCGCAUAGGACCGAUCUUCAGUUUACAUUCGAAACUGCUCAAUCAAUGCCUAGUGGUUCACUAAUCUUUGCUGCUUCCCGAAAUCCCUGCUACAAAAGCUUUGUGGACGUCUAAUCUUUUCCCCUUUUUUUCUAGAUGAAGUCCAAAGAAUAUAAUUCUAGUUAAAGG
Messenger RNA from Cuscuta campestris, 1888 nucleotides. The record is from the annotation of a GenBank genome assembly. NCBI's taxonomy places the organism in Eukaryota, Viridiplantae, Streptophyta, Magnoliopsida, Solanales, Convolvulaceae.